Molecule: messenger RNA, 1887 nt
Organism: Zootoca vivipara (common lizard)
Lineage: Eukaryota; Metazoa; Chordata; Lepidosauria; Squamata; Lacertidae
Source: RefSeq, a predicted model, not a curated record
AUGCCUGGUACUGACAAUGCCAAGGUUUCAGACUGUAACUCUGAUUACAGUUCAGUGCCUAAGAAUUACCAGCACAUCCUGGCCUUUGCAUUUGCUGUCAAAGAGAUCAAUGAGAAUCCCAACAUCUUACCAAAUAUCUCUCUGGGACUCCACAUUCUCAAUAGCUACUAUACUGCAAGAAUGACCUAUAAAGCUACCUUAAGCCUUCUGUCAGCACGACAUAGGUUUGUCCCCAACUUCAAGUGUGACAACCAGAACAAUCUGAUAGCUCUCAUUGGAGGGUGUAUGUCUGAAAUUUCUGCCAAUAUGGCCAUCAUUUCAGCAAUCCCCAAGACUCCACAGCUCACUUAUGGAUCAUUUUUGCCAUUACAAGGUGUCCAAAGUUUGUUCCCAUUUCUAUACCAGAUGGUCCCCAAUGAGGCCUACCAGCACAUGGGUGUUGUGCGGCUACUUCAGCAUUUCAGAUGGACCUGGAUUGGGCUUUGGGCUGUAGAUGAUGAUCGAGGAGACAGAUUUUUGCAGACAAUGAUGCCAUUGCUUUCCAUUCAUGGUAUCUGUUAUGCCUUCGUCACAAGAAUACCCAAAUGGAAUUAUGUGGAUGAGAUGGUGCAUUCCUUUCUAAGGCACAUCACGUUCAAUAACAGUGUUGGAGAUUCUGUGCACUUUGAUGACAAUGGAGAAUUAGUUGCAUGUUUUGAUAUAACGAACUGGUGGAUAUUUCCCAAUGGCUCACUGGUUAGAGGAAAAGUGGGAAGACUGGAUUCUCAGGCUCCUUUCGGAAAAGAGUUAACAAUUAAUGAUGACCAAAUUCUAUGGCAUCCAAGUUUUAACCAGGUGUUGCCUAUUUCUGUGUGCAAUGACAACUGCUAUCCUGGCUACAGCAGGAAAAAGAAGGAGGGAGAAAAGUUUUGCUGCUACGAUUGUGCUCUAUGUUCAGAAGGGAUGAUCUCUAAGCAGAAAGGAGAACUCCAUCAGUGGCCAGACUAUAUGGAUGCCUGCAUCAAAUGUCCAGAAGACCAGUUUCCCAAUAUGGACCAAACUCAAUGCAUUCCCAAAGCUGUAAGCUACCUCUCUUACAAAGAAACAUUAGGGAUCACCUUAGCUAUCUUAGCCAUUUCCUUUGCCUUUAUCACAACUUCAAUACUUGGAAUUUUUGUGAAGCACAAGGACACUCCCAUAGUCAAAGCCAACAACAGGACCCUCACCUACGUCCUCCUCAUUUCCCUCCUCCUCUGCUUCCUCUGCUCCUUACUCUUCAUUGGACAGCCUGGGAAGGUCAUCUGCCUUCUCCGACAAACAGCCUUUGGCAUCAUGUUCUCUGUGGCCCUUUCCAGCACCUUGGCAAAAACCAUCACCGUGGUUCUGGCAUUCAUGGCAACCCAGCCAGGAUCCAAAAUCAGAAAAUGGGUGGGGAAGAGAAUGGCAAAUUCAAUUGUCCUCUCCGGCUCCUUUCUUCAAGCUGGCCUCUGUUCUCUUUGGUUAUGUAUUUUCCCUCCAUUCCCAGAUAUGGACAUGCACUCAGUGACUGGUGAAAUGCUACUGGAAUGUAAUGAGGGUUCAGCUCUCAUGUUCUACUGUGUCAUAGGCUACAUGGGUUCCUUGGCCAUUGUCAGCUUCAUUUUGGCUUUCCUAGCCAGGAAGUUGCCAGACAGUUUCAAUGAGGCCAAAUUUAUCACUUUCAGCAUGUUGGUGUUCUGCAGUGUUUGGCUGACUUUUGUUCCAACCUACUUGAGCACCAAAGGAAAAUACAUGGUGGCUGUGGAGAUCUUCUCCAUCUUAUCAUCCAAUGCUGGGUUACUGGGUUGCAUCUUUUUCCCUAAAUGCUACAUCAUUGUACUGAGGCCUGAACUGAAUAACAGGGAGCAACUAAUAAGGAAAACCAAAUAA